This is a messenger RNA of Pectinophora gossypiella (pink bollworm), 2112 nucleotides long. Its product is annotated as zinc finger protein 33B-like. Gene Ontology annotation, biological process: regulation of transcription by RNA polymerase II. The transcript is spliced from 8 exons. Gene Ontology annotation, molecular function: RNA polymerase II cis-regulatory region sequence-specific DNA binding; zinc ion binding; DNA-binding transcription factor activity. Gene Ontology annotation, cellular component: nucleus. The record is from RefSeq and is a predicted model, not a curated record. Bases 249 to 1730 code for a protein of 493 amino acids. Lineage: Eukaryota; Metazoa; Arthropoda; Insecta; Lepidoptera; Gelechiidae.
AUGUGUAUUUGUUAUUGGAUUUAACUGCUGAAAUUAAUUGUUGAUAAAUACACAAAUUAAUGUCAAUAAAUGUGUAAAUGCUGGUUUAUUCAUUUAAAUCAUAACAAAUAUGUAAUGAAUAUGUUUUCAGGUUAUAAAUGUAUUGUAAACAAAACACUACAGUUUUAAGUAAAAAUAUUAUAAAAUUUUAGCAGUUGGAAUAUUAUUAAGAAUUUAGAAUAAAAGUAGGUUUAUGCAAAAGUUCUAAAAUGCGAACUUACACUCGGCGGCGGCCGGAGAAUCGAGAAAUAGAUGGUGCAGAGGGGCUGUGCCGUCUGUGCUUAGAGAAGGCAGAAGACCCGGUACCUCUGUUUGUAGAAGAUAAGGAUUGCUCUCCACUUGCCCUGCGUAUUAUGAUAUGUGUCGGUUUAGAGAUGACGAAAGAAGAUAAUCUGCCAAACAUGAUAUGUGGACCGUGCCAAAAAGAACUUGAGAGAUGUUACUCAUUCAGGAAAAAAUGUGAAGUAUCUUAUCAGAAAUUGAAGUCACAUUUAUUAGCAGUGAAGGAGAGACAUCAUGCUGAGGCUGAGAAGAUAAAAGAAAAAAAAAUACUAAAUGUAGUCAAAGAUGAGGAGAAACAAAACAUAGUGUUCACAGUAAACAUGGAUGGUAGCAUCCAGUUAUGUGACAGUAAUAAUUCUUUAACCGGAGAGCGUCUAGUCACGUUAAUGAAGAUGGAGCAGUCUGAUCUCAGUCAAUGUGGUGACACCAUAGUUUUAAAUGCUCCACUUGACACCAAUGAAGUUAAUAUUCAAGACAGGAUAAAUGCUGAGAGUACAAUACCACCAAAUAACAACAAUAGUCUACUGCUUCCAUUAAAUAUGCCUCAAGCAACACCAUUACAACCGGAUGCAUCAGCUAGUCAGUCAGUAUCGGGCACAGAUAUGGCAAGAUUUCUGUCCACCAUGCUCGUAGAACUGGGCAUCAUCAGUAAACACGGGGAUAACAUUGUGACAGUGGAAUCUGGCAAUAAAAGUAUACAGAUUGAGGCGGGCGACGGGAGUCUUAUUUCUAUUGAAUUAAUUGAAGAAGACGAACAAGAUACACACGAAUUACCUGUGCAGUUUGAAAGCCAAUCCAAUACCACACUUAACGGAGAGGUGAAUAAUCUCCUUGAUGGGAUCCAUAAAACAAAUGGUGUCACCAAAAAGCUAGCAACCAAGGAUGCGGUCUCGGAGAAGUCCCAGCCGUGGUGCGGCCUGUGCAGCAAGGUGUUCGUGUCCCGCGGCGUGCUGGCGCGGCACGUGCGCGACGUGCACCAGCGCCAGCGGCCGCACGCCUGCCCCAUCUGCCACAAGCGGUUCGCGCAGAAGGAGGUGCUCACGCGGCACCAGCUCGUGCAUGAUGCGAAGCGGCCGCACCAGUGCCCGCAGUGCCCCAAGAGCUUCACGCAGCGCGGCGCGCUGGCGUCGCACGCGCGGCUGCACCGGCCGGCCGAGGCGCGCGCGCUGGCGCUCUACCAGUGCCCGCACUGCCCUAAAGUCUUCCUUUACGCUUCCGGUAACGCUCAGCAAUAUCAAUGCGUGAGCCGGCACAUGGCGCAGCACAUGGGCAAGGUGUUCGAGUGCGGCACCUGCGGCCGCCAGUUCAACGACAAGAGCUCGCUGCACAGGCACUUCAAGCUGACGCGCCACCAGCCGCGACCUGCCGACGCAGAGCCCGCCGCGCCGCCGCCCGGCGCCGGCGAAUAAUCUACAUACAGUUAGGUAGUCUCAUACGACCACCUGUAAGGUCUGCACGGUUACGCUAUCGCUCGCGGCGCGACAUGUACCGCGGGCGCGUGCUACGACUUUUAUCUACAUACAGCAUUCCAGUUAAAACCAGUGUUAAUUGUUGUUGUCAUUCUUACAUGUUAUGGAAGCUUAACCGAACGCUCAACAGUCAAAGGAUUGUAUUACGAUACCGCAGCGCAGCGAAUCUGUCUUAGUUGAGCGUUCGGUGAUCCGAUUAUUCAGUUCCCUGACUGAACCACAAAUGUUUUUAAUACUUUGCUGUACUUACCACGUAUUUUUCUCUUGGUACACACAUGAAACUAGACAAUGGCCCCGACUUCAGCAGAACCCAACUAAUUUU